Molecule: messenger RNA, 1441 nt
Organism: Ilex paraguariensis (yerba mate)
Lineage: Eukaryota; Viridiplantae; Streptophyta; Magnoliopsida; Aquifoliales; Aquifoliaceae
Source: the annotation of a GenBank genome assembly
UCUCUCUCUCUGAACACUUCCUGUUGAUGUGAUUCUCCACUAUAGCUCCAAAAACCCCCCAUCAAACUUUACAAAAGAGAAAGACCAAGAACCAUGGUUUUUUCCUCCAUUCCAGCUUAUCUUGAUCCAGCCAACUGGCAACAGCUACCAACUCAUCAAACCGGAAAUAGCAGCGGAAAUCCUCAACUUCCACCACCACCACCACCUCCUCAGCCUCAUGUGGGAGGCGGCGCAGGCUCAAUUAGGCCAGGCUCCAUGGCCGAUCGUGCCAGGAUGGCCAACAUACCGAUGCCAGAGGCGGCCCUUAAGUGCCCCAGAUGCGAAUCAACUAACACAAAGUUUUGCUAUUUCAACAACUACAGUCUCACACAGCCUCGACACUUUUGCAAGACCUGUCGAAGAUACUGGACAAGAGGUGGUGCCCUGAGAAGCGUUCCGGUGGGAGGCGGUUGCCGGAGAAACAAAAGGAGCAAAGCAAGUAGUUCAAAAUCCCCCGCCGGCAGUAGCGAUCACCAAUCAAAUUCUGGUUCCACCACCAUAGUUUCCUCUACCAGUGGACCGGCCAAUAUAUUAGGCCUCACACCCCAAAUUCCAUCGCUACGGUUCAUGGCUCCUUUUAGUCAGCUUUCGGCCGAUUAUGGUGCAGGUGACAUAGGGUUAAACUAUGAGGGUAUUUCAGCUCCGGUGGCGGCGACAAACGAGAUGAAUUUUCAGAUGGGUACAAAUUUCCUUGGUGGUGGUGGUGGUGUGUGCUUCCUUUUUAUCCGCUGGAGGAAUUGAGCAGUGGCGGUUGCAGCCGCCCCAACAAUUUUCUUUCCUGGGUGGCAUGGACCCUUUAUCGUCACAGUGCCUAUUCCCAUUCCAAGGUGGUGUUGAGACAUCAGGUUAUGUUGGUGAAACUAGUCAGGUCCGGCCGAAAUUAUCUGCCUCCAUGCUUACUCAGUUUGCUUCUGUGAAAAUGGAAGAUAAUCAAGAGUCCAAUUUGUCGAGGCAAUUCUUGGGAACUCCAGGAAACGAUCAAUGGACUGGUAGUGCGUGGACAGAUCUUUCAAGUUUUAGCUCUUCUUCCACCAGUAAUCCCUUAUAAACUCUCUCCUGUUACCUCCAAAACCCGACAUUGAAGCAUAAAAUUUUAGCACUGGAGCUUCAAGUGAAGAAAAUCAAGUCCGGGAACAAAGUCCUUCAAGCAACAUAGCCACUUAAUCCUAAUUGAUGGAGGCCUAUGGACGGAUAGACCAAGCACUUUGUCUUUCUAAGAUCAACAUGAAAACCCUAGAUAUGGUAGGUUUCCUGUUUUUCAAUUAUCUUUAUUUGUAGUUUGCUUUGUAAUAUGACUGAGAGUGAUUGUAGACAUGAGUGUCUUAUGUUCUUAUAACGGUAUAAUAGGCAUGGACUACCCUUUAAUGAUAGCUAGCUAGUUAAUGUGUUAUCAAUAAUAGCG